Trypanosoma conorhini is the source of this 1377-nucleotide messenger RNA. RefSeq lists its product as uncharacterized. The record is from RefSeq and is a predicted model, not a curated record. Lineage: Eukaryota; Euglenozoa; Kinetoplastea; Trypanosomatida; Trypanosomatidae. Bases 1 to 1377 code for a protein of 458 amino acids. The transcript has a single exon.
AUGCCUCUUGCCGAUGGCAUGCAGGUGGUGAGAUGGAAUUUGGUCGUCUCCGUUCUUGCGCUGGGCAUCUCCUUUGUCGCGGUGAAUGUGUACUUGACGGCAGAGCACAAGCUCUCCUUUGAAGAGCCUGAGGCACGUGUGCCGUACUUUGCCAGAGCUUCCGGGGUGCAUCUUGUGACCCUGCCGUCUCCCCUAAACGACCUCACGCUGCUUGCGGCAAACCCCUUCGGGGCGGCUGACGUGGCCCAUAAAAUGAUGCGCUUCUUUACAAAAAAUGUGACAACGGCCUGCUCAGGCGGAAAAAAUGGUUCAACAGGAUUCCGCAGCGAGAGUGUGAUCAUGGCGGAGCUGCUGAGUUCCGCCCCCGCGUCCCCUGGUGGGGUGGCAAAGCUGCUUCAUCUCUGCUCAGCCAACUCCUGCGUCGGGCCGUACCUCUCGCAGCUCCACGUGAGGCGGGCAAAAAAAGUGCUUGGGCGUUCGAUAGAUGUGCAUGCUCUGGUAUACGGCGAUGCCCUCGUGGGGCGCACCGUGGAAGGGGACCUUGCAAAACGUGGUGUGUUGAUCCCUACGCAUAAUUAUUUGCCAAUCGGCGAAUCUGCCAUGCCGCUUCAAGGCGUUAUUAGUGAGGCGAACUCCACAAACACAGUGGAGGCAACCUGCUUGGUGAAGGAGAAUAGAUGUCAGUAUAGGAUAUGGGAUAAAGACACCCCGCCGCAGCUUUCCGCACAGCUGCUACCAUUUCAUUUGGUAAGCUUUGGCAAUUUACCCCUUUCAAAGACACUUUUCGAUGUGGUUCACAUUGAUGUCAACUCGGAUGAGACACUUGCUGUUAUUUGCUUUCUCAGAGGCGUGCUCGCUUCAGUUUCGCGUCCGGCGCAUAUUUAUUUGGCAGUGUACCCGUCAACGCUCCUUGAGCAUCUCUUAAUUUUGGUGGAUGACCUUCGUGAGAAAGCGCACUACAAUGUGUCUUUGACAGGCGGACGUUGCUUGGCCUCCUGUGCCACCUCUGCCGUGUCCUCCGUUGAACCCCUUCGCAAACUGCUACGAGUUGAGAGUCCACAGACUCUGUCAAGGCCAAAUUUGCGUGGAUAUGCUAUGGAACCUCUUUGUAUGCUGUUUCUCUCGCAGGUGUUUGAUUCCUUGCCGCAGCUGAUGAAGCACGCCUCACCCAUUGAGAAGGAGCGUGCCAUGGCAACCUUUCUGUUUGAGUCUCAGGCGGGUAGUGGGCCCACUGUCGCCAAGCCAGAUACCAGUGGGAUGUGGGGUGUCUUGAACUACUUGCUGCUCGCGGUGCCUUUUGUCGUUGUAGGAUUAUUGAUUUGGGGCCUUGUCAGAGGGCAGUAUCGGCUGCGUGUCGUGAAGAAAACUGCGCGCUAG